Molecule: messenger RNA, 1138 nt
Organism: Chara braunii
Lineage: Eukaryota; Viridiplantae; Streptophyta; Charophyceae; Charales; Characeae
Source: the annotation of a GenBank genome assembly
GUUUCUAACAAGAAAAGUGUCGAGGAUGACAUUUUCGCCAUGAAGCAGGAGAUCAAGCAAUUGAGGGUUUCGGCUCUUACGAAGGGAAGUUUUGAGGCUGAGCUGGAGGAUCAGCGUACUGAGGUGAGCCGCUUGAAGAUCCAGAGCAUUAAAGACAAGGAGAAAGCGGAGCUUUGGAAAAGGGAAGCACUUCGCCCAGGAAAUAAGCGUGGCAACAUUGUUAUCGGCACGCCGGAGUGUCCUGCCCGGGGCUUACCCCGUCCUCGGUGGACUGGUAACCUUCGUGACUCUGAUAAGUGGAGGCAGGAGUACCUUAAGAUGAAGGAAUUGCAUCGUGCCGCCUGCUUUGAGGCGCAGGUUUUGAAGGAUAAGAGGGUUGUUGCUGAGGGCGAGGUGGUUAAGUUGAAGGAGCAACUGAAUAAGCAGCCUGAUAAUCCUUCACAGAAUCGAGUAACCGAAUGGACGAAUCCGAAGACUCGGAUGGAAGAAGCUGCUACUCGUUCUUCGCGAAAAGGAAAGAAGGUUACUCCUCGCCGUUGUGCGUUGGAUAACGCUGCACCGACCGAUGAUAUUAAUGAAAGAUUCUCGUUUAUUGAAGAGCAAAAGAAAGACUUACUCAACUACAAGAAAUCCGGCUUGGAAGUGAUGUGCAAGGAGGCUGGUUUGAACUUGCGUGCAGUCGAUUUGAUGAUCGCUAACCUGGCGGAAUUCCGGGCUGAUAAGGCAUUCGGCAGACUCGUUGAUAAGGGCAAGACUAAGGAGAAUGAAGCAUCGGUGCAGGAAGUCCCCGAUGACUACUCUUCUCACCAUGGUGUUUCAACGAAUGAGGAGGAUGACUCUGCUGAGCUUUACGGUCGGUACCUGGACACAAUUAUCUUUGGUAUUGGGCUCGCUACUGUAGAAUACGGUGGGAUGGUGUUGGGUUUUCUUCGAGGGAUGGUGUCUGCUUGGAUGCGGAUGGAACUGAGACCGGUGGGGAAUAUGAGAAGGGGAAUCAGUCGUAUCUGGUUGGUAACGAGUUUAACGGUUUCUUCAGAUGGAUUGUGAUUCAGUUGAUUUUGGCGGAUUGCAUUCCAUGGGAUUUCGGCUGCUCAAUGGGGAUUCGGUGUGCAUCGUUGAACAAAAACUACAAACUUAA